Cebus imitator (Panamanian white-faced capuchin) is the source of this 1597-nucleotide messenger RNA. RefSeq lists its product as uncharacterized. The record is from RefSeq and is a predicted model, not a curated record. Bases 374 to 1597 code for a protein of 407 amino acids. Gene Ontology annotation, cellular component: mitochondrion. The transcript is spliced from 3 exons. Lineage: Eukaryota; Metazoa; Chordata; Mammalia; Primates; Cebidae.
UGCCUGCCACCCCGGGGAUCUCGCACUGGCCCCUGGGCGCGAGGUGACCCUGCGACUGCCCGGCCUCUGCCUCUGCCCUCGCGGUCCCCUCGCUCGUCGCGCGCGCCCUGGGCCUGUCUUCGCGUGGGUCCUGGCUCCUCCCGUUCCGCAGUCGGUGCCGCCUGACAGCCCCUUGGGCGCAGCGCGGCGGGUGUCGGGCGGGCGCUUCCGGCCUGAGGCCCGGCGAGGUGUGGGCGCGAUCGGGGCCGGAGCCGGCGCGGAUGGGUAGCUCGGUCCGCGGGGGCAGGGCCGGGCUGCGGCCUCACCGCAGCCUCGCCUGAGCCGGCGCUACUGAAGCGGAGGGCGGGCGGCCUGGGCCGCGGGCCUCUGGAGGAUGGUGGCGCCCUGGCGCGUCUCCGUCAGGGUUUUCCUGUCGCACCUGAGGUGUUUCGAGCUCAGACAGGGACUCGGCCUCCUGAGGCCCUCCGAGUGCCCUCGCGAUGCCAGGCUCUGCUGGCUUCUGCUGGGCACUUUGCCCAAGCUCGUCUCCACCUGCGGGGACGUGGGUGAGGGGGCCCCUGACGUCCUGGGUCGGCAAAGGGUCCGCUGGAGCGGCGCGGCUGGCGCGGGGCCCGCGGAGAGCCUCCCCCGAGCGGGACCGCUGGGCGGCGUCUUCCUGCAUCUCCGCCUCUGGCUUCGUGCCGGCGCUCUGCUGGUGAAAUUCUUCCCCCUCCUUCUCCUCUACCCGCUCACCUACCUGGCUCCCAGCGUCUCCACGCUCUGGCUCCACCUGCUUCUGAAAGCCACCGAGACCUCAGGCCCAACCUACAUCAAACUGGGCCAGUGGGCCAGCACCCGGCGCGAUCUGUUUUCCGAGGCUUUCUGUGCCCAGUUUUCCAAGCUGCAUGUCCGAGUGACCCCCCACCCGUGGACUCACACUGAGCGCUUCCUUCGGGAGGCUUUUGGGGAGGAAUGGGGGGACAUCCUCUCUUUUGAGAACCGGGAACCUGUGGGCUCAGGCUGCGUGGCCCAGGUGUACAAAGCAUACGCCAACACCGCAUUCCUGGAGAUUGACAGCGUCCAGAGACUUGGCAGGGCCUCCUGUCUGCCGCCCUCCUCAGAAGCUGGGGCAGUCGCGGGGUUGAGAGAGCUCUUUGGAUACCUUGGAAAUGGCCAGAAACCUCCAGGAAAUCUCGCAGACCAGUCGUUUCUAGAAAGGCUGCUCCUUCCUAAUACUGACCUGGUUGGAUCAAGUGCAGGGGCAUCUCAGGCUCCCGUCCCUGGCUACCACCCUGAGCCAGGUCACCUCAUCCCCGUGGCAGUGAAAGUGUUGCACCCUGGCUUGCUCUCUCAGGUGCAUAUGGACCUGCUGCUGAUGAAGAUUGGCAGCCGAGUCCUCGGACUUUUGCCAGGCAUCAAGUGGCUUAGCUUGCCUGAGAUUGUGGAGGAAUUUGAGAAGCUGAUGGUCCAACAGAUUGAUGGUGCUUUUCUGACUCUGCACCGAGAACCGCCUCACCAAGGCAGCGGCAAAACCACCUCGCCGGCCACAGGAGUCGCGCUGGUGACCCGUGGGGCUCCUCUGCUGGGAAUUUCCUGGUGCGUGAGCAACAAAAAUUGA